Molecule: messenger RNA, 1015 nt
Organism: Coregonus clupeaformis (lake whitefish)
Lineage: Eukaryota; Metazoa; Chordata; Actinopteri; Salmoniformes; Salmonidae
Product: transcription elongation factor SPT4
Exons: 5
Coding region: 386-739 (117 amino acids)
Biological process (GO): mRNA processing; positive regulation of DNA-templated transcription, elongation; chromatin organization
Cellular component (GO): DSIF complex; nucleus
Molecular function (GO): RNA polymerase II complex binding; zinc ion binding
Source: RefSeq, a predicted model, not a curated record
UUGUUAUCUUUUUAAGAGCAACGGGGCUGGCAGGUAGGAUUUAGUUUCUCCCUGUCUCUGGCUCACACUCCAGUAUAGUAUGUGGCGGUAAUGCGCCAUAACGUUGGAUGCCAAACGCUGAUAAACCCCACCGAAGAAGAACAACAACAACAAUUUCUCUUUUUAAAAUGGGAUUUUAAAGCUAACCCGUAUUAACCCUAACCACACUGCUAACUUUAUGCCUAACCCUAAAUAUAGACGUUGUGUCUGUGGUAUCUAAACCGAGUUUUGACGCGAAAUUAUCCGUGGCCAGAAGCGAUACGGGCCUUUCGAAGCUCAAAACAACGCUUUUGAAAUUAAUGAUUUUGCAGAUAGAUUCUUCUAAUAUUAGCUGCUAUUUGUCUAGAUGGCUUUGGAGACUUGUCCCAAGGACCUCCGCCAUUUGCGUGCAUGCCUUCUGUGCUCUCUUGUGAAGACUAUUGACCAGUUUGAAUAUGAUGGCUGUGACAACUGUGAGUCGUACCUUCAGAUGAAGGGAAAUCGAGAGAUGGUAUAUGAGUGUACAAGUUCCUCGUUUGAUGGGGUCAUAGCCCAGAUGAGUCCAGAGGACAGCUGGGUGGCCAAGUGGCAGAGAAUCAGUAACUUCAAGCCAGGUGUCUAUGCUGUGACGGUGACAGGGCGGUUACCUCCAGGGGUGGUGAGAGAGCUGAAGAGCAGAGGAGUGAUCUACAAAUCCAGAGACACUGCUGUGAAGACAUAAGCCUCAUCAUUACCUCUCUAUGUGGACAGACGGUCAUCAUCAGCACAGCCUCAUAAUGCAACAACAUAACAUUCCCAUAAACACAGGAGUCUGUGGGGACUGACAUUGUGGCUAGUGGGUCUUCUGUUUGCUAAACACAAGUGCAAAGUCUGAUUUUGUGUAAUGUCUCAUAGAACUGUCUUGUUUUCUUUUUUGAAAGAUUGUGUGUAAUGUUGGGUUGAUUGUUUUGAAUGGGAUGGGUUCACUCUGCUGAAAUAGACAAUAUGCUUGAUUUUU